This is a messenger RNA of Lucilia cuprina (Australian sheep blowfly), 669 nucleotides long. RefSeq lists its product as uncharacterized. The transcript has 3 exons. The coding region runs from base 1 to 669 and encodes 222 amino acids. Lineage: Eukaryota; Metazoa; Arthropoda; Insecta; Diptera; Calliphoridae. Gene Ontology annotation, molecular function: protein binding. The record is from RefSeq and is a predicted model, not a curated record.
AUGUCAACGAAUCAACCUGAAAAAUCUGCCGACAUCGAGGAAGCAGAACAUUCGCAGAACUUAUUGCCCUUUAAAACAAAAGCUACUGCAAUGAUAAAGCAGCUAGAGAAUUUGAACCAAACUUUAACCCCAUCUCAGCUAAAGGAGUAUGAUGACGCGGAGCUGUCCGUUCGCUUGAGCUACAUCGAGGAGGUUAAUAAAAGCUAUGAAAUGGCACAAAGUAUCAUCGAAGAAAAUGAAAUCAGCGAGUUGGAUGGUACUGAUCGCAUGUGUUUCGUCUCGUUGUACCUUGAUGUUAAAUCUAAGUUAACUCGCCAACUCAAUGCCACUCGUAAGUUUGAUUCAAACCCGCGUAGUUCAACAUUGCGCCAAUUUUCGCUCGAUGAGUCGCCAUAUUCUCAAACAUCGCUUCGUAAAACAAAAGUUCCCGAAAUUCAAUUACCAAAAUUCGUUGGUGCUUAUUCGGAAUGGCCAAAUUUCUUUUCGUUAUUCAAGACCAGUCAUGAAAUUCUCAAUUUGGAACCUUAUACACAGUACAAGGUUACCGUACAGGUUUUCAAUCCCGAGGGAUUGGGUCCUGAAACUACCAUUUUGGUAAUGACAGAUGAAGGCGUUACCCACAGAAGAGUGGCUAUUGGACUAAGCGUUGAUUUAGUGUUAAGUGAAUAA